Molecule: messenger RNA, 2591 nt
Organism: Pseudomassariella vexata
Lineage: Eukaryota; Fungi; Ascomycota; Sordariomycetes; Amphisphaeriales; Pseudomassariaceae
Product: subunit 17 of mediator complex-domain-containing protein
Exons: 1
Coding region: 195-2111 (638 amino acids)
Biological process (GO): regulation of transcription by RNA polymerase II
Cellular component (GO): core mediator complex; mediator complex
Molecular function (GO): transcription coregulator activity
Source: RefSeq, a predicted model, not a curated record
CACAGCCCAUUAUGAAAUCCAUUUAGGCCCGCUCAAGGUGCCCCACUUGAAGCCCAGUAGGCUAGAGCAUCCAAGACCCAUUCCGUCCUGGAACGUCAGAGCAGCAACAACGUGACAACCCUCCUGAGGACGGCAGCAAUAGUCUCAAGACACUGACACUGGGGUGCAUUCGAGGUCGAAAAGACCGGGUCAAGAUGGCGUCGCCCUUCUCCUUGCGGCCCUGGCCUAUGGGGGACAAGAAACCCAAAAACCUGGGCGAGUUCAUUGCCCGCGUCAAUGCCGAGCAUGAAAGCUUCCGCCAUGUCACCGAAGCACAACUGCGUGAGGAAUUGGCAGCCCAGACGGAUGGCCGUCUCGACAACGGCAGCCUGGAAGGCAACUCUGAGUCCGACUCCGAUUCUGAGACCGACAAGACCAAAAACGUCUUAGCAGCACGCGAUGAGAUCCUACGGAGUAUUGACUCUGCGCAUCAAGACUCCUUGAUGUGCCUCGACUUCAUUUCUCUCCUACUCACCAAGGAAUCCCCCGUCACGGCAGGUGUGUCGCUACGCCCAGAAAUGCGCGAUAUGGUCGGUAUUGGCACGUUGGGCGCAACCAAGACGAAAGACUCGAAUGUGACCGAGGCUCGCAAGAAUGAUAAUCUCGCUGUAGCCGCUGGUUGGAGGGUCAUGGGCAUCAACAAAAUGGUCGACUCCGUCGUUGCUGCUGCAGAACGCCUCGAGAAGGAAAUCACCCUCGAGACUAAGUACUGGGCCGACAUUCUUGCCGUCAGUGAAAAUGGUUGGGCCGUCUCUGCUCUGCCUCAAGACCCGCAUACCCUUGGUGUCCGCUUCGGCUUUUCUGAGGCUGCCACUGAGUACCGCGACAAUAGUAUUGCUCCUCUGCGGCGGAAUGAUGACGGCACAGUGCGGCUUGCCCAUGGCCGGGUCGGUGCGGGAUCGCAGAGAGUUCGCGUCGUCAUCGAGAGAAACAACGAGGUUAUAGGAAGGUCCUCCUUACCACGACGCACGCCAGACAAUGCCCCUCUUCAAGACCGCGUCCUUGAAGCGCGUAACACAAUCUUUGCCCAAGAACUCUGGCAUGAGAUCAACCGGGAAGCCCGCACGCUUCUAUCACUGGGCGUCCGUUCUGACGAAUCCAGCGUCACGUGUGCCGUUGACGCCAACACCAAAGCCAUCUUUACCCUAGAAGACCUAGGCGAAGAGGCUUUGGUUGAGACCUUACCCGAGGAUGAAACAGCAGAGGCUGUGACUCUAGCGCUUUGUUUCUGUCUUUGCCAUUCCCACCGGCAGAAUUACAAUAGGCGGUCGAGGGUUUCUCAGUCGGCUCAAAGUCGUGAUCCAUACAGCAUCCUCCGCCACAUCAUCACGCGCUUCAGAUAUAACGCGGCUUGUUCCGCCCUGACGUGUUUCCUCUCCGGGCUGGUGGAAACACUCAAUCGAGCUGGAGUUUCGACCGCAUCAUGUACUGAUUCUAUACCCCCGGCUAGCUCCCAGCUCAAGAUGCAAGGCCCUUGGCGCACCUCCAAAUGCGAGGCACUUCUCGGCAAUGUCAUGUACAACCUCGAAAUCACGGCCGAGCUUACGACGACGCCCGAGGCACGCAUAUUCAUACGUGGCAAGAGCUUCAUUGAGCCCUAUGUCAGUAUGCCGUUUCAGAUAAGACUUAUUGGUCCCCCAGCGCAGUCCCAGGAUCAACCACAGGAUUCGGUAAACCCGCUGCACAAAUCAUAUCCGCCGGUAGACAAAGAUCCAUACUACCCCAAUGUUGACGACGCGAUCCACUACAUCCGCCAGGCCACGAUCCGCGCCCUCACAGAGAAAUUCGCCAAGGUGGCAUCAGAGCGUCUACAGAGAGACGACAUAGACUGGGAUGAGACGACGAACGGUGUCGCCAUCAUGGAUCGCUUUGAUCGCGAAGCCAGGAUCGAUUUGUUGGGGUCGACUACUCCGGUUCUCCAUCUUCGUUUCGAAUGGCCAAGCGAUAACAACGACAACAACAGCAGCGAACAUAGCUGGGAGGCUAGAGAUAGAGACUCACAAGAUUUAGACCAGAUCGAGGGCCUGAUUGUUCAGUUCUUUCGUACUGAGAAGUUCGAAGGAAACGUCUAGUCGGCGUACAUUGCGGCUUCUGAAACACUUCUGAUGUCUCGUUUGGUGAGGGAGCGAGGGGAGAUGACACCUCGACAUUGUAGGCAAGCUCGUGUACAUCGUUGGAUUCAGUUUUCUUUCGAAUACGAUAUGAGGGUCGUUCGUAAGGAACUUCGAGCCAAUGGGAUCAUUGGUAAGAAUGGUGAUAGGUGUGCACAAAUGUGAUGGUGCUCAGACUUAGUUAAAUGGCCCCUAGGCUCGGCGAUACUCUAGGAGAGGCAGGCAGAGAAUACCUGUCGUUGUGAAUGUUUCGUUUGGUCCGAUAUACCACCAUCAUGACAGGCUUCUGUAUAGUAAUAAAAUGAAAAUACCCUUUGGUUGCCGAGAAGUGGCAGGAUCAUACCUAAUAGUCUUGGCACUCAAAGAGUUGUCAUAUUAAGAGCCAGCGCCUAAGCGGAUAUGUUUCUACUCAUGCAUAGUAGCUAGGUAGAUAACAAGAUC